This is a messenger RNA of Fibroporia radiculosa, 2226 nucleotides long. RefSeq lists its product as uncharacterized. Gene Ontology annotation, cellular component: mitochondrial envelope; mitochondrion. The coding region runs from base 1 to 2226 and encodes 741 amino acids. Gene Ontology annotation, biological process: mitochondrial RNA 5'-end processing. Lineage: Eukaryota; Fungi; Basidiomycota; Agaricomycetes; Polyporales; Fibroporiaceae. The record is from RefSeq and is a predicted model, not a curated record. The transcript has 12 exons.
AUGAUUCGCUCGCACAAUGCUCCCCAUCGUGCUAAUCGUUAUGUAGCUUUGUUGCUUCAAUCUUCUUCUCGCUAUGUCCGUCACGCUGCCAAACUUGCUGCUCUGCCCUCCAAUAGUCUUUUCGCUCCCCCUACAUCCAAGAAGAAGUCCAAGAAGAAGUUCAAAAAAUCCCUGCCACCAUUUGUGCCUAAGGAUUCGAAUGCUCCCCCAGACAGUAUAGCUAGAUUGGGCACCCCCACCGCUGACGCGAAAUUUCCGUUUCGUUCAAUUCAUUCCGUACUGUCUAGUACAAAAUCUGAGCAUGCCACCGAUAACAAAACGCAUCCAGAACGAUUGAACAUUCGGGACUUCCUCCUCAAGACUACUGUACCUCAAGGGCCUCCCAAACUGCCCUUCUACAAUCGGCGUGUUGAGAAUGUACUCCCUUCGCGUGACGACAUGCUUUUGCAAGAACUACAGCCUGUGUCAAGUGUUCAUCUGAUACCUAGACUAGAGCAUGGCCUCAAACGAGUGUUGACCAAUCCUGGGUAUCAUUGGCUUCAGGAGCCCAGGAGUGGAACAUUCAACUAUUUGUCGUGGCUACAGAAGGUGCCCGACGUUGAGACCUUUCCGUUCGAGCGUGUUACAGGGUUCACUACCAGCUCGCGUGACGACAAUUUGAUAAGCGUGACCAAAAGCGCAGGAUGCAGAUUCGCAGGAUCGACAUCCUCCCUGACAGGGAUGCUCAGUCAAAUAUAUCUCCUACUAUCGAACGAGAAGCCCAUCAAUCUCUCCACGCUGAGCGCGCACUUCCAGAAAGAGUCCAAACUAUUCACUCCAGGUCAACGGAUGCCUGUUUCUGUAACGCUGCGGUAUCGAAACGGCGUCUACGCCACCGACUCGGAUGCGGGCAAUUUCGGCGGCACGGAAACUAUCCUAUCGCGGUUGGGAGUAGUCUUAGAGAGAUUCCUUACCAUGCUACCAACUGAGUACACACAUACAUACCGGAAGAAUGCUCCAGUACCGCUGCCGCUCGAGAAGGUCAUACGGAAAGACGUGCAUCGAUAUUCCAAAUUCGGAGAUUUCGUCAUGCGUGCCCAGCUGGAUUGCCGCAGUCCUGCGCUCCCAGGAACUGGGAUAUUCGAUAUCAAGACUCGCGCAGCUGGGCCUAUCCGAUACGACCUUGCUAAUUACAAGGACUAUCUUGGUUAUGCCAUUCGUUAUACCCAUGGGCCUUGGGAGAGUUUUGAGAAAGAGUAUUACGACCUCAUCCGCUCAGCAUUCCUGAAGUACAGUUUUCAGGCGCGAAUAGGACACAUGGACGGCAUAUUCGUAGCUUACCAUAACACCGCUGAAAUAUUCGGCUUCCAGUAUAUCCCCCUUGAAGAGAUGGACCAGCGGCUCUUUGGGCAUGCCGCUGGAACUCGUGUAUUCAACAAAUGCAUCGGGUUAUUGGAGGCAAUUCAUGCCGAGAUUGUGAGCUACUUCCCGGAGCAGGACGUAAAUUGCACAUGGGAGACAGUCGGCGGGCAACUGAUGCACGUGUGGAUUGAGCCUGCACAGUGGUCCGCGGAAGAGAAGCCCAUCGUCCAGCUGAACAUCGAACUCACGCACUACCUGAACAACGAAGAGGUAUCAGGCCGCGUAGCUGUCGGCUCCAAGGACAGUAACUGGCUCGUCCACUACACAAUCGUCAAGUCCCCGCUCGCGCAGGACCUCGUUCGGCAGAAGCGGGCGUCCGCGUAUGAGAGGCAGCUGCUCAUCUACAAGUACAGCCUCGACGCGAACGAGAAAGUCGACCGCGGUACCGACAUCGAUCUGCAGCAGCUGGGCCCCGCAGCGCAGGGCGCAUCGUCGACUGCCACUGCGUCCAGCUCACGCGCCGUCCCCGAGCCCCCAAAGCCGUACUCUGUCCCCACGACGGACACGCGACCCAAAGCGCCGGCGCGGGUGUCGAGGGCGGAGACCAGGAGGCUGACCCGAGGCGUAGACAAGGACAAGCCGGCGCUCGAGCAACGAAUGUUUGUGGCGCAUCCGCGCCAGAUAUUGCUGCUCAAGGGCAGCCCUUUGCUUGUGCGCGAAACAGUGCUGGGUCCCAGACCGACGGACCAGUGGCGGCUGACGGAUGUUUCCAUGAGCAAGCUGGCGGCGCGGUUGCUGCUCAAGGGAGACCUGGCAGCCCUUGCAUCCCCACCGGUGGAUAUCGAGUCCAUAAAGCGGUUCUCGUGGAGUCCAGCCAACCGCUGA